Molecule: messenger RNA, 842 nt
Organism: Panicum hallii
Lineage: Eukaryota; Viridiplantae; Streptophyta; Magnoliopsida; Poales; Poaceae
Exons: 2
Coding region: 125-712 (195 amino acids)
Source: RefSeq, a predicted model, not a curated record
GUUGUAUGCAAAUAUUCGGAUCGCGAUCCGUAAUCGCGAUCCGAUUUAGGAGGGUAUAUGUAAAUAAUAGGGGCUUAUAUAUAAAAUAUUGGAUCAAAAUUAGGGGGUGUUACGAGGCCGGCACAUGGCAGCCGGCGCUGCGGCCCCGCCGGCGGCGGCCUUUGCUUUAGCCCCGGCAUGCCGUCGGCCUUCCCUAGAGUUAUUUGCAUCCCAAGAGAGCCUCCGUCCACUCACGACUACCUGCUGCGGCAGAGUUCCUCUCGCCGGCGCCGCCGUCAAGGAGCUCGGUGCCCAGACUGCGGCACCGCGAGACGGCGCAGCAAUGGUUAAGCGGAGAGCGGGCCAGUCGCUGCUUUGUGGUGUCUACCACUGCAACCACGGCCACCGGCAGGCCGUAGGCUUCCGCAGUUUGGUCGGAGACGACGACGAAGACGUGGUUCCUCGCCGCACGGGCCGUGCACCGGUUGGUGGCGUCUGCGUCUGCACGCCAAGUGCUCGACAGUUUGCCUUCACGCCGGCGUCUGCACGGUUACUAAGGAAGUGUGACCAUUUGAGUUGCUGCGGCUUGCGUGUCCAUUCGAUUGCAGAUAUGGUUGCUGAAUUUAAUACAAUGAUGCCAUUACAGAACUCCAGUAAGCAGUCAAAAACAGAGCCGGACCUGAUGAGGAAUGGAGUUGAAUUGCAGCGAGCACUAAAGGGAUGCUACCAUUGAAUGAGUUACUGUCCAACCGAAGGUCUAUCAAGCUCUGACAAUUGCUGAGUCCAUCAGGUAUAGUGGCCCAGAUAAAUUGUUCUUGGAGAUGUUCAAGUACGCAAGCUUCAUCAGGCUGCUGACUUCAGGU